Molecule: messenger RNA, 2116 nt
Organism: Coccinella septempunctata (seven-spotted ladybird)
Lineage: Eukaryota; Metazoa; Arthropoda; Insecta; Coleoptera; Coccinellidae
Gene: Coq8
Product: atypical kinase COQ8B, mitochondrial
Exons: 7
Coding region: 184-2079 (631 amino acids)
Biological process (GO): ubiquinone biosynthetic process
Cellular component (GO): extrinsic component of mitochondrial inner membrane
Molecular function (GO): kinase activity
Source: RefSeq, a predicted model, not a curated record
ACAGAUUGUAAAGUAUAUGUUCUUUUUUAAUGAAAUAGAUUUUGCUGCAAUGAUUUCAACCAGCAUCAUAAUUUUCUUUUAAUUAGGUUAAUUAAAUGUUAUGAGGUGCGCUCCAAACUUGCAAUAUUGUGAAAUGAUCAUUUAAAUUAUUUUUAUGUGUGUUUUCGAUUCCAUAUUUUCCAAAUGUCGAGAAUACAGGAUGGAUUAGCAAUAAUUCGUAGUUUACGAAUGAUAGCAGAGUCAGGAAUCGAAUUGCAAAAAGCUAAUUUGAAAAUUAUAUGGGAUAAUUCUAGUUUGAAAAUCUUAGCCAAGGAUUUAUUGAAAUUUGAGGAAGAAUUAUCCAAAAGAAAAAUCAAGGAGGAAAAUAUCGGCAAGAAUGUGGGAGAAAUAGUUGAAAGAGCCUCAACUGUUCUUCAAAGUCUGCAUAUAUAUAAUUAUAAAACAUUUGUGGAACCCAUUUUCAAAGAUGUCAGAGAGAAAGAGGAUUUCAAAGCAACUAAGCUUGAUGAAAAACAUUUUAAAUAUUCAGUUAAUCCAAAAAUAUCUGAAGAUUUUUAUGAAAUCAAGCUGACCUCUGCUGAUCGAGAGUUAUUAAAGAAACUAGACAUGGAACAUAAGAAGAUGAAGGAAAAACUUCAAGACUCCGUUAGGGAAGUGAAGAGAGAGAAAGCAAAAAAAAUUGAAUCGAAAGAACACAAUGAUGAAAUUCCUAUCGAAAUAAAGACAAUUCCGAACCCAAAAUCAUUAUCUUUAGGUUCUGAAUCAAAACAAAGGACUGUGCCUUCAUCAAGAAUUGGCCGAAUGGUUUCAUUUGGCACUCUGGCCGCUGGACUAGGUGUUGGGACGAUGGCGGAGUAUGCCAGAAGGACUCUAGGUUUUGGUUCAUCAGAGAACCAAAUGGCAUUUAUGACAGAAGCCAAUCUGAAUAGAAUCGUUGAUACAUUGUGUAAAGUGAGAGGCGCUGCUCUGAAACUAGGCCAAAUUUUGAGUAUUCAGGAUGAUUCUAUCAUACAACCGGGUUUGGCGAAAGCAUUGGAGAGGGUCAGAAAAUCAGCAGAUUUCAUGCCAGACUGGCAAGUUGAUAGUGUUCUGUCUCGAGAAUUAGGUCCAGAAUGGCAAGCAAAAGUGGAAGAAUUCCAAAGGAAACCUUUUGCGGCUGCUUCUAUUGGUCAGGUACAUUUAGGGAGGACGAAGGAUGGUCAGCAAGUAGCCAUCAAAAUCCAGUAUCCUGGGGUCGCUCAAAGUAUUAACAGUGACAUUGACAACUUGACUGGAAUAAUGAAUUUAUGGAAUAUAUUCCCCAAAGGAAUGUUCUUGGAGAACUUGAUGACCGUUGCUAAACGUGAAUUGGCGUGGGAGGUUGAUUAUAAGAGAGAAGCAGAAUGUACUAAAAAAUUCAAAGAGUUAUUGGCGCCAUAUCCAGAGUAUUAUGUUCCAUCAGUUGUUGAUGAAUUAUCUACUGGACAGGUUUUCACUUCGGAACUCCUCAGUGGAAUUCCUGUUGAUCAAUGCUUCGAUCUAGACGUUGAGGACAAAUACUUCAUUGGUUAUAAUAUAAUACGGUUAUGUUUGCUGGAAAUACUUCAGUUUAGAUACAUGCAAACAGAUCCAAAUUGGGCCAAUUUCUUAUAUAAUCCCCAAAAGAAGCAAAUUAUGUUACUAGAUUUCGGGGCCAGUAGGGAAUAUUCGAAGGACUUUAUGGAUAAAUAUGUUAGAAUACUGAAAGCAGCUUAUGAUUCUGAUAGAGAAACUAUAAGGAACAUUUCUGGGGAAAUCGGAUUUUUCACCGGAUACGAGAGUAAAGUUAUGGUUGAAGCUCAUGUUGAUGCUGUGAUGAUUUUGGGUGAAAUAUUUCAAAGUGAUGAGCCUUACGAUUUUGCAAAUCAGAAUAUGACGGAAAGAAUACAGCAUUUAGUCCCCACAAUGUUAACUCACAGAUUGUGUCCCCCUCCAGAGGAAAUUUAUUCAUUGCAUAGGAAAUUGUCAGGAGUAUUUUUAUUGUGUUCUAAACUCAAAGUGCCGCUGAGUUGUCGAAAAAUGUUCUUAGAUUUAUAUAAUGAAUAUGUAGUGAAAAAUUGAGAUUGUUUUUGUUGAAUAUUAUGAUGAAAGUUGAAAA